Messenger RNA from Fragaria vesca subsp. vesca, 306 nucleotides. Its product is annotated as protein RADIALIS-like 6-like. NCBI's taxonomy places the organism in Eukaryota, Viridiplantae, Streptophyta, Magnoliopsida, Rosales, Rosaceae. The record is from RefSeq and is a predicted model, not a curated record. Gene Ontology annotation, molecular function: DNA-binding transcription factor activity. Bases 1 to 306 code for a protein of 101 amino acids. The transcript has 2 exons.
AUGGCAUCCCUGACUUCGUCGCGGAAUUCCAACUCCUCCUCCUGGACGCCGAAGCAGAACAAGCUGUUCGAGAAGGCCCUGGCUGUGUACGACAAGGACACGCAGGACCGGUGGCACAAUGUGGCCAAGGCUGUGGGUGGGAAAUCAGCUGAGGAAGUCAAGAGGCACUAUGAGAUUCUGGUGCAGGAUCUCAUGCAUAUAGAAUCUGGUCAAGUUGCUAUACCCAAUUACAGGACUACCACUGGAAGCAGCUCUAGAGGAAAUGCUGAUUAUGAACAGAGGCUUAUGAAGAAUCUGAAGAUCUGA